CUCUCCCCUCCUCCGUGCCGCUCGGCUCUGCUCUGCCCUGCUCAGCUCGGCGCAGCGGGGAGGCUGCAAACUUGAGAGCGGCUGUGGGAAGUUCCGUAGCAUGGCGGAGCGGCCCGGGCUGAGGCAGCGCGGAGGGGCGGAGGGCGAACGGCCGCUCUGAGCCGAGCCGUCGGGGAAGCGGCCGCCGGCAUGGCGCGCUGGAUCCCCACCAAGCGGGAGAAGUACGGGGUCGCAAUCUACAAUUACGAUGCUGUCCAAGAUGUGGAGCUCUCCCUGCAGGUUGGCGACACUGUUCACAUUUUGGAGAUGUACGAAGGCUGGUACCGAGGAUACACGCUCCGCAAUAAAUCAAAGAAGGGCAUUUUCCCAGAAACAUAUAUCCACUUAAAAGAGGCAACCGUGAAGGACCGGGGACAACACGAAACAGUGAUUCCGGGUGAAUUGCCACUUGGGCAAGAGCUUACUUCCACCCUGAGGGAGUGGGCAGUUAUCUGGCACAAGUUAUAUGUGGAUAACAAAACAACACAGUUUCGUCAUGUCCAGCAGUUGACUUACAGCCUGAUAGAGUGGAGAUCACAGAUACUAUCUGGGACUCUUCCCAAGGAUGAGCUGGCUGAACUCAAGAAGAAAGUCACUGCUAAAAUUGACUAUGGCAACAGGAUCCUGGGUUUAGACCUGGUUGUACGAGAUGACAAUGGGAACAUCUUGGACCCAGAUGAAACCAGCACAAUCUCUCUUUUCAAGGCCCAUGAAACUGCAUCCAAAAGGAUUGAUGAAAGAAUCCAGGAAGAAAAGUCCCUGCAACAGAAUUUGGAACUCCGAGGGCAGCCAAUAUUUAACACGACACACACAUACAGCCUCUAUGUAAACUUCAAGAAUUUUGUUUGUAAUAUUGGAGAAGAUGCAGAGCUCUUAAUGAGCCUCUAUGACCCUGACCUCUCCAAAUUCAUCAGUGAAAAUUACCUUGUUCGUUGGGGCAGUAAUGGGAUGCCUAAGGAAAUUGAGAAGCUAAAUAACCUUCAAGCAGUCUUUACUGAUUUAAGCAGUUCGGAUUUGAUCAGGCCAAAAAUCAGCUUGGUGUGUCAGAUUGUGAGAGUGGGGCAUAUGGAGCUGAAAGAUGGGAAGAAACACACGUGUGGACUCCGGAGACCCUUUGGUGUGGCAGUGAUGGACAUAACAGAUAUCAUACAUGGGAAGGUGGACGAUGAGGAAAAGCAACAUUUUAUUCCAUUUCAGCAGAUUGCCAUGGAAACAUACAUCAGACAGCGACAGCUAAUUAUGUCCCCGCUGAUAACUUCCCAUGUGAUUGGAGAAAAUGAGCCCCUCACUUCUGUCUUCAACAAAGUCAUCGCUGCAAAGGAAGUGAAUCAUAAAGGGCAAGGUCUUUGGGUCUCCCUGAAGCUGCUUCCUGGUGACCUAGCACAGGUUCAGAAGGAUUUUUCUCACCUUGUAGACAGAUCCACUGCUGUGGCUCGCAAAAUGGGAUUUCCUGAGAUAAUUCUUCCUGGUGAUGUUCGAAAUGAUAUCUAUGUCACCCUGAUACAAGGAGAGUUUGACAAAGGGAAGAAGAAGACUCCUAAGAAUGUAGAAGUCACCAUGUCUGUACAUGACGAAGAUGGCAAUCUCCAAGAGAAAGCUAUCCAUCCUGGUGCUGGUUACGAAGGUGUCUCUGAGUAUAAGUCUGUUGUUUAUUAUCAAGUCAAGCAACCAUACUGGUAUGAAACUGUAAAGGUAUCCAUUGCAAUAGAGGAAGUCAGUCGUUGCCAUUUAAGGUUCACUUUUCGUCAUCGAUCAUCACAGGAAUCUAGGGAUAAGUCUGAGAGAGCUUUUGGCAUGGGCUUUGUGAAACUGAUGAAUGCAGAUGGAACAACGCUACAGGAUGGCAAACACAACUUGAUUAUUUAUAAGGGUGAUAACAAGAAAAUGGAAGAUGCAAAAUGCUAUUUAACUCUUCCUUAUACAAAAGUGGAAAUGGAGGAGAAGGAGGUUCCCUCAGGGAAAAGUCUGCACCAUCUAGCCAACUUUACACCCAACAAAGACAGUACAAAAGACAGCUUUCAGAUUGCCACUUUAAUCUGCUCUACCAAACUCACCCAGAAUGUUGACCUGCUGGGUUUGUUGAACUGGCGUUCCAACUCUCAGAACAUUGCCCACAACCUGAGGAAGUUAAUGGAGGUGGAAGGAGGAGAAAUUGUAAAGUUUUUGCAAGACACUCUUGAUGCACUUUUCAACAUAAUGAUGGAAAUGUCAGAAAAUGAAACCUAUGACUUCCUUGUGUUUGAUGCACUGGUAUUUAUUAUUUCUUUGAUUGGAGACAUAAAGUUCCAGCAUUUCAACCCUGUACUUGAAACUUACAUUUACAAACACUUCAGUGCAACUCUCGCAUACGUGAAACUCACUAAAGUGCUGAACUGUUAUGUGGGAAAUGCUGAUGACUCCAGCAAGACAGAAUUGCUGUUUGCUGCUCUGAAAGCCUUGAAAUACCUCUUCCGAUUCAUUGUUCAGUCAAGAAUAUUGUACCUGAGGUUUUAUGGGAAAAGUGAAGAUGGUGAUGAAUUUAAUGAUGCAAUACGCAAGCUGUUCUUAUCCUUCAAUGUCCUCAUGGACCGUCCGUUAGAGGAGGCUGUCAAGAUUAAGGGUGCAGCUUUAAAAUAUUUGCCAAGCAUCAUAAAUGAUGUCAAACUAGUCUUUGACCCUGUUCAACUCAGCAACCUCUUCGGCAACUUCAUCCGAAGUAUUCCUGACAACCAGUUGGUUCGACAGAAGCUGAACUGCAUGACCAAGAUUGUUGAGAGUGAUCUGUUUAAGCAGCCUGAAUGCAGAGAGGCUCUUCUCCCUCUGCUGAUUGACCAGCUGAGCGGCCAGUUGGAUGACAAUUCAAACAAGCCCGACCACGAGGCCAGCUCACAGCUACUGAGCAGCAUUCUGGAAGUGCUGGAUAGGAAAGAUGUGGGGCCCACGGCCAACCACAUCCAGCAGAUCAUGGAACGCCUGCUGAGGAGAAUAAACCGCACGGUGAUAGGAAUGAACAGACAAUCUCCACACAUUGGUAUUUUUGUGGCCUGCAUGACAGCCAUCCUGAGGCAGAUGGAUGACUACCAUUACAACCAUUACAUCAAUACUUUCAAAACCAGGCAGGACAUUAUUGACUUCCUGAUGGAAACAUUCAUUAUGUUUAAGGAUUUGAUUGGAAAAAAUGUCUAUGCAUCUGACUGGAUGGUCAUGAAUAUGAUGCAGAGCAGGGUUUUCCUUCGGGCAGUGAACCAGUUUACCUCUGUGCUCAACCGCUUCUUCCUGGAUCAAACAAAUUUUGAACUCCAGCUCUGGAAUAACUAUUUCCAUUUGGCAGUGGCCUUUCUCACUCACGAAUCCCUCCAGCUGGAGACCUUCUCACAAGCCAAGCGCAGCAAAAUUAUCAAGAAGUAUGGGGACAUGAGAAAAGAAAUUGGCUUCAAAAUAAGGGAUAUGUGGUAUAAUCUGGGUCCCCACAAAAUAAAGUUUAUUCCAGCAAUGGUAGGGCCAAUCCUGGAGGUAACCUUGGUCCCGGAGCCUGAGCUACGGAAAGCUACCAUUCCCAUCUUCUUUGAUAUGAUGCAGUGCGAGUACAACUUCAGUGGGAAUAGAAACUUUCAUAUGUUUGAAAACGAGUUAAUAACCAGACUGGACCAGGAAGUCGAGGGCGGCCGAGGGGAUGAACAGUACAAGAUUUUGCUGGAGAAACUCCUCCUGGAGCACUGUCGGAAGCAUAAAUAUCUGUCUGCUUCUGGAGAAAAGUUUGCUUGGCUGGUCAGCAGCUUGUUGGAGAACCUGCUGGACUACAGAACAAUCAUGCAUGAUGAAAGCAAGGAGAACCGCAUGAGCUGCACUGUCAAUGUGCUGAAUUUUUACAAAGAGAAGAAACGAGAGGACAUUUAUAUCAGAUAUCUGUAUAAACUCCGGGAUCUGCACACAGACUGUGAGAACUUCACUGAGGCCGCAUACACCCUCCUCCUCCAUGCAGAGCUGCUCCAGUGGUCUGAGAAGCCAUGUGUCCCUCAUCUGCUGCAGAGGGACAGCUACUAUGUCUACUCACAACAGGAACUGAAGGAGAAGCUCUACCAAGAAAUUAUCUCCUUCUUCGACAGGGGCAAAAUGUGGGAAAAAGCCAUUCAGCUAAGCAAGGAGUUGGCUGACAUGUAUGAAAACAAGGUUUUCGAUUACGAGGGACUCAGCAAUGUCUUGAAAAAACGAGCUACUUUUUAUGAAAAUAUUAUGAAGGCAAUGAGACCUCAACCAGAGUACUUUGCAGUUGGAUACUACGGUCAGGGUUUCCCCUCUUUCCUCCGGAACAAAAUUUUUAUCUACCGUGGCAAGGAGUAUGAACGGAGGGAAGACUUCAACCUGAAGCUCCUCACCCAGUUUCCUAGUGCUGAGAAGAUGACCAGCACUGCCCCUCCAGGAGAGGAGAUCAAAUCUUCUCCUAAACAGUAUGUGCAGUGCUUUAUAGUGAAGCCUGUGAUGAACCUGCCACCUAAUUAUAAAGACAAACCUGUUCCCGAGCAGAUCUUAAACUACUACAGAGCAAACGAGGUGCAGCAGUUCACACACUCACGACCAUUCAGAAAAGGAGAAAAGGACCCAGAGAACGAAUUUGCUACUAUGUGGAUAGAAAGGACAACCUACACGACAGCAUAUUCGUUUCCAGGCAUCCUCAAAUGGUUUGAAGUCAGACAGAUUUCAACGGAAGAGAUCAGCCCAUUGGAGAAUGCCAUAGAAACGAUGGAGCUCACCAAUGAGAAAAUCAGCAAUAUUGUCCAGCAGCAUGUCUGGGACCGGAGCCUUCCUGUGCAUCCUCUCUCCAUGCUCCUCAAUGGGAUUGUGGACCCGGCGGUCAUGGGGGGAUACACCAACUAUGAAAAGGCCUUUUUCACAGAGAAAUAUCUUCAAGAACAUCCUGAAGAUCAAGAUAAAAUUGAACUCCUUAAGCAAUUGAUUGCCCUACAGAUGCCAUUGUUAGCAGAGGGAAUAAGAAUCCAUGGCGAGAAACUGACAGAGCAGCUGAAGCCUCUGCAUGACAGACUGACAGCCUGCUUCAAAGAGCUGAAGAAGAAGGUGGAGAAGCAGUACGGUGUAAUAACUUUGCCUCCCUCCUUGACCGAAAGGAAACCAAGCAGGUCAGGCUCUGUCGUGUUGCCCUACAUCAUGUCUUCCACGCUGAGACGGCUCUCUGUCACAUCUGUGGCCUCUUCUGUGGUCUCUACGUCUUCCACGUCGUCUGAUAGCACUUCCUCCAGGCCAGGUUCAGACGGAUCUAUUCUGGAGCCUCUCUUGGAGAGAAGAAUAUCAACAGCUUCCAGAGCUGAAGAGCUGCCCAUGAAAGAAGAUGGUGAUAACAGGAUUUGCAAACUGAAGCGAAAGGAGUGGAGUAUCAGCAAGUCUCAAGUUAUUGUAGAGAAGGAGCCAGAAAUGGAACUGACUUCCAAAAUGAGCACGUCAGGAAAAGCUCAAAGGCCAAAGAGUCUUCAGUUAGGAGACAGCAGGCUGACUUUGCUUCAGAGUUCUUCUCUCCAGCAGUCAACGCCUCUCAGCCCACCACCCAUCACUCCCAAAACCCCAAGAACCCACAGUUUUCCCUCACUGCAGUCGGAUGGAUUGCCAGCUGCCUGCCUGCAGAGCACCCCACCCCCACCUCCUCCCAAGAGCAAACCCUAUGAGAACAGCAACCCGAGGAACUCUGUGGAGGUUGCUCCACCACUGCCGAGCAGACGUGAAUCCAAACCUCCCCCUCCACCCCCAAAAACCAGAAAAUCCAGUGUCCUCUCGUCAGAGCAAGGACUGCAGUGAGGAUUAUUACUUGCUUAUCUAACAGCAAGUACCUAGAGAGAGAUGGCUGCUUUCUCUUCACUGACGUGCUGGGGUUUUCUCCCCUAAAGACUAGUGAUCUCAGUUGCCAUUCCGUUCACUUCCAUUGAAGUUGUCCCUGGGAAAUAGCAAAAGGAACUCUUAGUCUAACUAUAUUCCCAACCUCUGUUUUAUCUUUCCAAUAAUGAGACACUAAUCACAGAAGGGAAGAAGUCAGCCUACUGGGAUUCUAUAUUAGCCUUGUCUAUCCUGAAUUUUUUCACUGAUGCAAUUUCAGCAGCUCGUUCCUAAUGUAAAACUAUCACAGUAGUGAUUUGAAACCAGUGCUUAACCGAGGUAAGCCACACCAGUAUGAGAUGUCUUCUGCAGUAUUUUCACAUGGGUUCAUCACAGCUUUAUGCUAAAGCACAAAUUCCUCCUCCUGUCGCUGUAAUCAAGCACUGAUUUGCAUGAAGUGAGACGGAUCGCAGCCAUGCAGUGUCAGGUGUUGCUGUGUGAUGUGUGGUCUCCUAAGAUUCGUGAUUGCAGGCAGAGACCUGAGCAUUGUUAGCAGGAUAAGAAGCCUCUUUUCUGCUACUCAUCAUAUGUAUUGAAGAUGAAGUGCAGACGUUCUGCCUUACACGUCUCUGCUCAAGUAGUGGCAGUUGCUCACUCCCAAUGGGGAGUUUAGGUUUGCCAGUACUUAAUCAUAGUUUCACUGUUGGUUCUGGUUUUAACACUACAGAGCAACUGAUAUCCCUUCCUUUGUUGUAUUGCUACUUUAUUUUGCACCUGGGACAAAGACUUCAUCUUCUUGCUUUUUGAAUAGGGUGUAGAAAGUGACUUUUCUCCUGUGAAUGUCUCAAAAUGGACAGAGGUUGUGUUGAUACCAGCACUGUAUUGAUACCAGCAACCUGGGGAGGAUGGAGUGUGUACUGUAACACUUACUUUGGCUGGCCAGAUCCUCACAAAUAGAAAUAAACAUCAUGCUCCUUCUCCCCCUCCCCAUUUAGGGCAGUACUUGCACUUUGUUUUGUAGCCUCCCUUGGUCUGAGUUGUUCACAGCCACUAGACUUUAAGGAACCACUUGGAUCUGGGAUUUGUGGAAGACUUGACAAUCAACCACCAUGCUUCCUGUGCUUGGAUUAUUCCAGCUCUGCAGCUUUUUUUUCCUUGGAGAACAAGAUAAUUAUGUUAUUUAUAAGUAUGUUAUUAAUCUGCUUAAUUAUUCUCUUUUAGUUAUUUAUUUCCUGCUCUCUCAGGAUGUCAACAACAGUCUUCAUUUUAUUUAUUCUGAAGAAGAAAAAUGCCCUGAUCUUGGGUUUUAAUUUUUAACCUUUUAAAAUUCCUGCCUUUUCUCAGCCCUAUAGCGACCAAAGAUAGAGCACCAAUAUCUUUACUUCAUAUGGACCACAUGGGCUUUGUGCAGUACUUGGGCUGGAAGGAAGUUCAACUGAAAGUUGUCUUGCAGCGUGCAUUUCAGCACUGUUCUACCACAGAAUUGUCUAGAUCAUCCCAGCAAGAGCUUCAGCAGCCCUUUCUUACCUUGUGGAGCAGGACCUUCCUAAACUCCCCAUUUCAGAACUUGUAAGGAACAUCACUGUUAUCUUUUCAAGCAGCAUAAUUGUAACUUUCUUAUAUAUCCCCCCAGAGUUGUCACUGCCACGUGGUGCCACAUUUAUUUCAUCCAGCAAACAAUAUUGCUUGUUACCUGUCACUGUCAUUAAACUCCUGAUUAUUGGGUAUAAUUUAUGGAGGUGCAUUUAAAUCCCUGCUGGGGAUGUUGCUCACAAGAUACCAUUUUUUUGCUGUGGCUCGUUUCUUACAGACCACUGCACCAAUCUUCUGCUUACGUGACUUAAGUGAGUUUUAUUGCCUUACUGAAAAAUUCGAGUUGUUUAAGAUAGGCUUUAAUUAGGUUUAAACUCUUUUUCAGAUUAAAAAGGAAAGAAACCCUAUUCUGGCCAUGAGGACCAAAGUUGCCCUUUCGCUUGUUCUUAUGUGUUCCUUUGCCUUCUGUGUGACUCCAGUUAAGGAAACCUGCAGGAGCUGCAUUUAUUUUGCUGUGUGUAUGGCUCUGCAAACAGAUUGCACUCAUUAAGGGGUCAGAUCAGAUUCCCAUCACAGAGCAGGAUGGAGAGCAGGAUGAAGUUGCACUGCAGUCACAGUUGUGCUCACCACAGCUCACAUGCAAUUGUCUUCUGGGCUGUUGCCUUCUCAGGGGAAAUCUUUGAAACCUUUCUGGACAACCUGAGCAUGUUUCAGUGCCUCUGCUGUGUGUUGUAGGACUUGUCAGCUCUGCAUUACAUUCCUGACCACAGAUGCUGCCUGACUGGAACACCACAGGGUUUUCUCAUCUUUCAUUUUUCUCCACUUCUCCCUCUUCUUGUAAGCACUAUCUCCCUUCUGCUGCUGUUGCACAACCUGAAGGAUCCUCUGAAGCUCUUCCCUUGAACAAGAACUUUUGUCUUCACAUAGGGUGAGGUGUGAGCAAUAGAAACCUACACCUUAACACCACCUUUUGUAAUUCAGUGCCUUGCCUUGUUCCCUCAUUCUGAGGUGCUUUUCCUUUCCAGAGCAGGUUUGCUUUUAACUCCUUUGGUAAGGCAGCAGGAAGCUCGGCUGUCAUGGGCUGACAGCACAGUGAUCUGGUUUGGUUGUUUCAAUUCUAAGUGGCAUUUGAGUCAUAAUUCCCUGCUUUUCUGAUCUGUUUUAUUAACUUCAAUUUGUACCUUGUGCAGCCAGUGGAUAUUUUUCCUGUAGCAGGAAGCUAGUCCAUGCAGAAAGGCCUCAGUGGGGGAAGCCUGACCUUGGGAAUAGUUCUUCAGUGUCCCUUUAUGCAAUGCUUUUGAACUUGAGGAUGUUUGGUUCUGCCUGCUAGUCAGUAUUUCUGACUGUGAAGAGUUCUGUUCUUAGCUGAUACAAGUCAGCAGAGCCUCCAUGGAGCCACACGAUGGGAUUUCUGUGCUGUGCCCGAGUGAUGUGGGCCUUCAUUUGGGCCAGUUUUGGAAAACAGCAUUGUCCUCAGCAUUGGGUUUUUAAAAGCAAUUGGGCAUUUAAGUGUGUAAAUACAGGGCCUGGCUGGUUUUAAUUAAGGAGAAUUUGGUGCAAAAUUCUACCAGACCUCUGAUUUAAAAACCUUUUUUUUAAAUUAAAAUAUACUGCUCUUUGCUACAAGUUCUGAUAUUUAAUCUUCAGAGACUGUUUAAGAUCUCACUAAUUCAUUUUCAAGACGAAAAUCAGUUUUUCACAUCACUCAAUGUCAUUGAAAGCAUAGGGCUGAAGAUGGGAGUCCAGUGGUGAUCCAUAAUGGAGAUCUCCACGCAGCAGAACUGAAAGCAAACAGUGGCAUUUGUACCGAGCUCCUGGCUUUGGGUAAGAUCAGGUUCAGUAUGCAGUCUGCAGAGGAGACGAGAUCUGAAUCCCAUCUCAAAUCCACGCUGUCCACAGCUAGCAGUGAAUUCUAAGUCAUAGAGAGAGGAUUUUUUUUUCCUUUGGAGAAAUAUGCUCAACACUUAUUUUCUGGAGCUUUUAAUUAAAACUCAUCACGCUGUGAUAAAUUCCUUUAAAAAUGUUACAGGCUCUAAUCCGCAUCAGGGAAGAGAGAAACAGACAGCUUUCCAUUUCAGUGGAUUAUUGGAUUAGGAAAGGACACCGAUUCCACUGAGAACAGCUCUGUGAUCUGCAGCAGCAGAAAUGCCAUCGUGUGCCUGUAGCAGUUGUUGAGAACCUGUAUCCAAUCCCCACCACGCUGUGCAGCCCACGAGCAGCAGGUUGAACUCGUAGUGAUAACGGCUCGGAUUUCCUCUCCUUAUUUAUUUUUAUAAUUGUAAAUGGAAAUAAGAAGUUUUGAAAUGUCUGUAACUUAACCGUAGCCUUUUUCUCAAAUGUAAAAACAUUCCUGACUACCACUGGCUACCAUUUUUUUUGUUUCUUUUAAUUAAAAACUUCUCUGUCUGAUGUUUACCAUUGCAGAGUACAUUAUCUAGUGAAAUGGCGUGGGCUUUUUCAUGGACUGAGUCAGGAGAAAAACAAACCACACAAAGAUGUGAUUUCAUUUCUUGCACAGUAGGAGGUGGGCUGUUCAGAAGCACGUCAGGUUCACCCAAUUCUGCUCCUGUUAAUGUUCUCAUUAAUCUUCGCAGUGCGUUGCAGAGUGUAUUUAACUGGUUUUGAUGUGAGGAUGGAUAUCCCAGUUGGAGCAGAAUGAGGUUCCUGGCGUGGUGCAACCCCAGCAUCCCUGGUGUCAGUGGAUGUAGUCAUUCCCUGUUGGAAUUGUAAAGAUUUUAAUGACAUGGGGAACCACAGGACGUGUUUGUCUUGAGUUCAGGAGAACAUGGGUGUUGUGUAACAUGUCCUUGUUAACAUUUAGAGAUGCUGUGUGUGAUGGUUUCGUUAGGAAACAGCCACCUCUCCAGGCUGCAAAUCCUUUUUUCCUCUUUUCAUCCUCUGCAGUUGAAGCAGCAGAAAAUACAGCUUUUAAACUGUCUCUGAAGGAAGGGUAGGAACUAAGCGUGGGGAAAGGAGGCUGCAUCUCUCUGGGUAAAUGCCAUAGGAUUAUAUGGCAGGGUGUAUAAUUUUUUUUUUUAAUGUAUUAACUAUUGUAAAGUUUGUAAAUAACUUUUUAAUAUAAAUGUAGUUUUUAUGUGUGAACCAGUAAAAAAAUGAAGCAUACGAAAGUCUUUCAUGUGUGGUCUACUGAUGUGUGAGCAGGAUUCCAUUCCAGCAGUAAAAUUAUUUGUAAUUUGUAAUGAAGUUGUAUUACUGUUGCGAUCAGACAGGGCCCAGGCAUUGUGCAUGGGUGUGAAACAAAACUUGUCACUGCCAAGUUUUCAUUGUAGAAUGCAAAGCCAACCCCAUGGAGCGAUUCCCCACCACUGGACUACAGCGUGUUUUCUUUUACCUACAAGCAAGUCAUGUAGACAACAGUAUCUUCAACUGUUCCCAACUGAUUUCACAGUAUUUAUUCACAUAUUGCAAUCAAAGCAGAGACAGGAGGAACUCUUUUCAAUGUUGCUUUGAAAUUUUAUUCUGG
This is a messenger RNA of Phasianus colchicus (ring-necked pheasant), 10855 nucleotides long. It is a transcript of the gene DOCK5, whose product is annotated as dedicator of cytokinesis 5. Gene Ontology annotation, molecular function: small GTPase binding; GTPase activator activity; guanyl-nucleotide exchange factor activity. Lineage: Eukaryota; Metazoa; Chordata; Aves; Galliformes; Phasianidae. The record is from RefSeq and is a predicted model, not a curated record. Gene Ontology annotation, biological process: cell migration; myoblast fusion; small GTPase-mediated signal transduction. Gene Ontology annotation, cellular component: cytoplasm; plasma membrane.